Molecule: messenger RNA, 5652 nt
Organism: Pteropus alecto (black flying fox)
Lineage: Eukaryota; Metazoa; Chordata; Mammalia; Chiroptera; Pteropodidae
Gene: FES
Product: FES proto-oncogene, tyrosine kinase
Exons: 19
Coding region: 902-3367 (821 amino acids)
Biological process (GO): peptidyl-tyrosine phosphorylation; cell adhesion; regulation of mast cell degranulation
Molecular function (GO): ATP binding; non-membrane spanning protein tyrosine kinase activity
Source: RefSeq, a predicted model, not a curated record
GGAGUCUGUCUGCUGAGGGGUUCCAGGCCUCCUUCAGGGAGCUGUGGGGUAUCGGAGGAGACAGCAGCUGGAGACAAGCACUAGGGGUUGGGACAAGCUGAGCACGUCCACCCCUACAGGACUAGUCUCCAGCAGAGUGGAGAGUAACAGCCUGUGUCCCUAUUGCUCAAGGUCUCCCUUGGAGGCCUACAGUGGGGCCAGAAAGGCCAGGGUGUUCUUACUGGGGAGACUGUGAGUCUCAGCUGUGUAAAGGCCUUACCUCUCUACUCCCCAACCCACCCCUCAGGUUUCCUUUGGGAAAGGAAGCCCCUGCCUGGGGUAGGGGAGUGGUGACUGGUCCACCAGGACCUGUGUCUGAGAAGCAGGCCUCUUCCAGGUAGAUUUACUUGGAAAUUUCAUUCAAAUGGAUAUUGGUGCCUUAGCUCUUCUUGGGGAACCCAUGGGGUGGAGAGGACCCGGACUAGGCUCUCCCUUACUCUUCUGGGCCUACCUGGCUGCUGCUGGGACUGCCCACCUGCCUCAGGACCUCCAGGCUGGGAGGCCCAUCACACCCGCGUGCAGCGUCACCCUGUGUCGGCUCCCACCGCUGCACCCUGGGGCCACUUCCCCCUUGUCCUUGUCCAAGGCCCUGGGGAGUGCUGCCCUUCUUGAGGCCAUUCUUCCCCGGCCCCUCCUCCCUUCCGUUUCCGUGGCCCUGGCUGGCGGGCUAGACAGGGGGGGCCCGGCAGGCAUCGGAGGCUCCUGCCCGCCCCUUCCCCUCUGUGGCCCGCCCCAGGGCCUGGGCCAACUGAAACCUCAGGAGGAGGAAGCAUCGAAUCAGGAACUGGCCUGUUGGCAGGGUUGGCUGGGCCUGAGUCGGUCUUCGGUGGCCCCCGGAGCAGCUGCCUGAGCGGACAGCACUAUGGGCUUCUCUUCAGAGCUGUGCAGCCCCAAGGGCCAUGGGGCACUUCAGCAAAUGCAGGAGGCCGAGCUCCGGCUGCUGGAGGGCAUGAGGAAGUGGAUGGCCCAGCGGGUCAAGAGUGACCGGGAGUAUGCCGGGCUGCUGCACCACAUGUCCCUACAAGACAGUGGGGGCCAGAGCCGGGGCGGCCCCGACAGCCCCAUCGGCCAGUCCUGGGCAGAGAUCACCAGUCAGACGGAGGGCCUGAGCCGACUGCUGAGGCAGCACGCGGAAGACCUGAACUCGGGGCCCCUGAACAAGCUGAGCCUGCUGAUCCGGGAGCGGCAGCAGCUGCGCAGGACCUACAGUGAGCAGUGGCAGCAGCUGCAGCAGGAUCUCACCAAGACCCACAGCCAGGACAUUGAGAAGCUGAAGAGCCAGUACCGAGCCUUGGCACGGGACAGCGCCCAGGCCAGGCGCAAGUACCAGGAGGCCAGCAAAGACAAGGAUCGUGACAGGGCCAAGGACAAGUAUGUGCGCAGCCUGUGGAAGCUCUUCGCUCACCAUAACCGCUAUGUGCUUGGUGUGCGGGCUGCGCAGCUGCACCACCAGCACCACCACCAGCUCAUGCUGCCUGGCCUGCUCCAGUCACUACAGGACCUGCACCAAGAGAUGGCAUGCAUCCUGAAAGAGAUCCUGCAAGAAUACCUGGAGAUUAGCAGCCUGGUGCAGGACGAAAUGGUGGCCAUUCACCGGGAGAUGGCUGCGGCCGCUGCCCGCAUCCAGCCGGAGGCCGAGUACCAUGGCUUCUUGCGACAGUAUGGGUCCACACCUGAGGUCCCACCCUGUGUCACCUUUGACGAGUCACUGCUCGAGGAGGGUGAACCCCUGGAACCUGGGGAGCUGCAGUUGAACGAGCUGACCGUGGAGAGCGUGCAGCACACGCUGACCUCAGUGACAGAUGAACUGGCGGCGGCCACCAAGACAGUGUUCAGCCGGCAGGAGGUAGUCAGUCAGCUGCAGCGUGAGCUGCGGAAUGAGGAGCAGAACAUCCACCCCCGGCAGCGGGUUUACCUGCUGGGCAAGAGGCAGGUGUUGCAGGAGGAGCUGCAGGGGCUGCAGGUGGCGCUGUGCAGCCAGGCCAAGCUGCAGGCCCAGCAGGAGCUGCUGCAGGCCAAGCUGGAGCAGCUGGGCCCCGGUGAGCCCCCGCCUGUGCCGCUCCUGCAGGACGACUGCCACUCCACCUCGUCCUCGGAGCCGGAGCGGGAAGGGGGAAGGACGCCCACCCUGGAGAUUCUUAAGAGCCACAUCUCAGGAAUCUUUCGCCCCAAGUUCUCGCUUCCCCCACCACUGCAGCUUGUGCCUGAGGUGCAGAAGCCCCUGCAUGAGCAGCUGUGGUACCAUGGCGCCAUCCCACGGGCAGAGGUGGCUGAGCUUCUGACACAAUCUGGGGACUUCCUGGUGCGGGAGAGCCAGGGCAAGCAGGAGUAUGUGCUGUCAGUGCUGUGGGAUGGCCAGCCCCGGCACUUCAUCAUCCAGUCUGCUGAUAACCUGUACCGACUAGAAGGCGACGGCUUUCCCAGCAUCCCCUUGCUCAUAGACCACUUGCUGCGCUCCCAGCAGCCCCUCACCAAGAAGAGCGGUAUUGUCCUGAACAGAGCCGUGCCCAAGGACAAGUGGGUGCUGAACCAUGAGGACCUGGUGUUGGGCGAGCAGAUUGGGCGGGGGAACUUUGGUGAAGUAUUCAGUGGGCGCCUGCGAGCUGACAACACCCUCGUGGCAGUGAAAUCAUGUCGAGAGACGCUCCCACCUGACCUCAAGGCCAAAUUUCUGCAGGAAGCGAGGAUCCUGAAGCAGUACAGCCACCCCAAUAUCGUGCGUCUCAUUGGCGUCUGCACCCAGAAGCAACCCAUCUACAUCGUCAUGGAGCUCGUGCAGGGGGGUGACUUCCUGACCUUCCUUCGGACCGAGGGAGCCCGCCUGCGGAUGAAGACUCUGCUGCAGAUGGUAGGAGACGCAGCAGCCGGCAUGGAGUACCUGGAGAGCAAGUGUUGCAUCCACCGGGACCUGGCUGCUCGGAACUGCCUGGUUACAGAGAAGAAUGUCUUGAAGAUCAGUGACUUUGGGAUGUCCCGGGAGGAAGAGGACGGGAUCUACGCCGCCUCAGGGGGCCUCAGACAAGUCCCUGUGAAGUGGACGGCACCUGAGGCUCUUAACUAUGGCCGCUAUUCCUCCGAGAGCGACGUGUGGAGCUUUGGCAUCUUACUCUGGGAGACCUUCAGCCUGGGGGCCUCCCCCUACCCCAACCUCAGCAAUCAGCAGACCCGGGACUUCAUAGAAAAGGGGGGCCGCCUGCCCUGCCCCGAGCUGUGUCCCGAUGCUGUGUUCAGGCUCAUGGAACAGUGCUGGGCCUACGAGCCCAGGCAGCGGCCCAGCUUCAGCACCAUCUACCAGGAGCUACAGAGCAUCCGAAAGCGACAUCGGUGAGGCUGGGCCCUCUUCUCAAGCCAGUGGCCUCUGUCGGCAAGACUGUACCUCCUCCCCACUUCCAGCUCACACCAUGGGAUGACUCUUCACGGUCCUGGACUCUGGCCACUGGCAUAUGUGCUGCGGGUGGGGAUGCAGCUCCAUGUCUGCUGUGCAUCCCUGUUCCUGCCAGGCCUCCUCUUCCAGGCAGAAGUAAUAAAACCACUUGUGCCUGUCAAGUGCUCUUUGGCAUGUGCGCCCCGCUGGAGGGCAGGUCUUAGGAGGAAUGGAGGGCCUGUACUGCGGCCAUGGGGAAGGAGGAUGGCCAGUGUUCAGGGGGCAGAACUGACACGGUUUGGUAGCUGUUGGAUGUGAGAGGCGAGGAAGAGGGAGAGAUCAGGAUGAUAUACAGGCUUCUGACCAGAUGGUGGUGUCAUUCCUGAAACAGGAUCUCAAGCAGAGGAGCAGAGCUGCAGGAGGAUGGUGAAUUUGGAGAUGUUGUGUUUGAGGGGCCUCUGGGGAUGUUAGGUGUGACAUAUAGAUCUGGAAGCCCAGCCAGAAGUAAAGGCUGGCACUGGAGGCCUAAACGUCAUUAACUGACAAAUGUUGGAGAACAGCUGACCCUAAGGAUGUAUACAACCAUCGCGUGAGAUUCAGUAGAGAGGAGAGAGUCGGGCAAAGUUAGAGCCCCACUCAAAGGAGACUGGUGUGGCUGAAGAGAAAAAUUGCUUCUUAGAGAGUUUAUCUCUCAGGCGAGCUUCCUGAGCAAUGGGGUAGCAGAGCAGGGAGCUCUCACCUCCUCUCCUAAGUCCCCCAGAAAUCUAUAAAAUUAUCUGAAACUUUCCUAGCAGCAACAGGGAAGGUUGAGAAGAUAAGAAGGAUGAACAAAUUGAAAAGCAGAAACAGGAAAGAUAUGUAGCACCAAAGAACAAAGCAGUAAGAACUUUGAGGCAAAAUGGCCACCCUUCAAGAAAGUUUAGGAAGCGGAUGACAUCUGUUUCCAAAGAGAUAAAAGCCCUAUAACUUCUUUACACAUGAGGAAACCAGUUAGAGUAUGAGCAAAUGAAAGUAUUAAGUCAAAUUACAUCUCAAUUGGAAGUGGUAGAAAGCAGAACUGACAAACUUCUGCUUCUGGGGAGGAUGUGGUAGGUCCGAGCAGGCCACCACUCCCAUCAAAACAAUCAGCAGGGGACAAAUAAGAUGAAAAUCAUUAUUUUUAAAGAGAAUGGAGAGUGGUGGAAUACGAACCAGAUGAACUAAGAUUUCAAGAAGGAAAGGGUCCCUCCCAGGUGAACUAAUGAUGAGUGGCUAUUCCCUGAAACAUCUGCUGAUUUUGGACAUCUCUAAUGAUCAAAGUUGCCCCAAACAGAGAGACUCUACUAAGAAAAAGAGAAAUGAGCCAGUAGUUUUUGGUGCUUACAGGGACUAUGCUAUGGAUUGGACUCACGAGGAGCCCAAAAUGCAAAGCUAGUUCUCCCCAUGGAACAUUUGCUGAGUUCUGGAACCGUGUGAGCAACUGGGAAGGCAUGUCCAACAGUCUCGUGGUGUUUAGAGGGAGGGGGCCUGAAACAAAUAAGUGGUUCGCCUCUCAAGAUAUCCAGAUCUCGAACCUGUGUGGAUUGGGAGGCUAAAAAGCUAACUCCAAAAUCUCUGAAGAGCAGAACUUGAAGGACUCAGAGAGACAGACUGGCCAGGCUUUCAACCCCAAAUCCAAGAGGGCCACUCCUAAAGGACAGAGACAAUGUAGAGGAGGGCUGAGUUUUACCAGAACUAUAACUCUGCCCCAACUUGGCACCUGAAUUCCUCGAGGUGACUAGCUUCUUCAGAGUGGGGAAUUGAGGAGAGGAAGAACAUAGUUUGCAUGAAGUACCUACUUUUUAUACCCAAUAUGCAACAUGCAGACAAAAAUUAUUAAAUACGCAAAAGAAAAAUGGGGUCAGUGCACAAGAGAAAGACAACAGAAGUAAACCCACAGAUGAUCCAAAUAUUAUAGUUGGCAGAUAAGGAUUUUGAAAUAACUAUGAUUAACAUGUUAAAUGGAGAAAAAAGAUGGACAAAAUAGAUGCAAAUAUGGAGAAGUUCAACAGAGUUGGAAUCUACUUAAAAAGAAUCAAAGGAGAAAGUAGAACUGAAAAAUACCAUCUCCGAAGUUACAAACUCAUUGGCUACCUUUCAUAAAAAUUCAUAGAACGAAAGGAUAAAGUCACAAUCAUAGAGACUGAAUACAUCAGGAGAAAGAAUUAGUGAACUUGAAGAUAGAUUGCUAGAAGGUAUCUAAACUGAAAUAAAGAGAGAAAAAAAGAAUG